Messenger RNA from Carcharodon carcharias (great white shark), 4292 nucleotides. RefSeq lists its product as uncharacterized. The record is from RefSeq and is a predicted model, not a curated record. Lineage: Eukaryota; Metazoa; Chordata; Chondrichthyes; Lamniformes; Lamnidae. The transcript has 4 exons. The coding region runs from base 353 to 736 and encodes 127 amino acids.
GAGUGCCCAGCAGUGGGAUCAAUUGUACCGUGACUCCAGCUCUGCUCCUCUCCCUCACCAUGCCUGCACACUGAUGAUGUGGAUGUGUUGAGAAAGACACACACACACUCUCUCUCUCUCUCUCCCUGUGGUUGCAUGGACAAUUGCUGUCGUUCUUCUCGGGGCGCCUCACACUCACCAGGUCCUGUCAGCUGCAGCCGCCUGCGGCUAACAUAAAACUGUCACCCAUCAAAAGCGGCUACCGGAGACUGAUCAGCGCAAAUUAAGGUCCAAGAAACAGGUCGCCACACACCUCAGAGCAAGAACCAGCGGAGAGUGUGAGCAGCACCCAGGUGUAUUUAUUCUCUUAAGAAUGACGGAAGUGAUGAGCAGCUGCGAGCCUGUAAUGGAGGAUUUUACUUUAAACCAGACGCCAGAAGAGGGAAGGCUCCCCUUUCAGAUAUUUCCUGAUCCCCAUGAAAAAUCUGAAAGAUUUCCUAAGAUGACAAAAAGAUUGCCAUCAAUUGUGGUUGAACCAACUGAGGGUGGCGAGGUGGAGAGUGGAGAGCUGCGAUGGCCGCCUGAUGAAAUGAAUGUGUCAGAAGAUGAGGAGCAUCACCAAAGUGAAUUAACAUCUAAACCAAAAAUACCAGAGAAUGAAGAGGAAGAUAUAUCAUCACAGCCCAGUCAAAUACCGGAAAUCGAAAUAGACUAUUCUGAUCAAAGAACAUCAGAAAACUCAAAUGACAGCAGCUAAAAGCUGACAUGACCUGACUGGCAUCCCACUGUGAAUGUUUGGUCACAGACUGGAACCUGGUAUAGAACCUCAAAAGGGAUUCUGAGUCAACAGACAUGUUUUUCAAAAGGCUUAAUCUGAAUGUUUUGCAGUUACUUGAAUUUCUGACAUUAUUUAUAUAUGUGGUGGUUGAUGUUACAUAGAGAUAGUAUUUAUUGUUUAUAUAUUGUCUGUGUCUUAAACCUCAAGCAUUAAGUAUACAUUUAAGCAUUAUGUUCCUAUUUGAUCAGCAAUGUCUUUAGUUGCCUAUAUAACUACAGAUGUAGUGGCUGCUUUUGCUCUUCCUCUUCUUCUAUGUCAAUCACCACACCUGAUCCAGAUAUUACUUAAAUUGGAGUAAAAUACUCAUUAUUAGCAAGUAUUCACUAGUGUUCCACACCUAUUAGUGUAAAUGUGAAAUAAGUUUAAAAAAGCUGAUUAAACAAAUUCUGUCAUAAGAAAACAAGCUAAUAUUGUUCACUUAGGUGCAAACACCAUGGAUGAAUUUUGAGUUUUGGAAUGCCAAGGACUAUUUGCUGGCCAGGUUCUGGAAAGUUACAAUGGUUAAACACUGUGAUUUAUGAGCCUAAGAUAAUGUGAACAGAAAUCAAUUAGCAAUUUGAGAAAAACCCAAGUUUGAGGUCUCAUUAUUCUAAACCUUUUCCAUUUGCAAGUUGACACAGCACAGCCUGUUCCCAGGCAACAGGAGAAAUGAGUAGCAUGGAAAUGAAUGGAGAUAGCAGAAGAAAAGUAAUACAAGGACACACUGAAGGGUGCUGCUACGUCUAAACUCUACAUGUAGACUAUCACAUAUUAUUUUCAAUAUUUUCUAUGGAAAGUGUCUUUUAUAUUUGCGUUACAGUUCAUUUUGAAAUCAUAAGUCUUCAGCUCUUUCCAGCACCCUUGCAGCUAAAAAAGUAUGUUUAAAUGCCAUAAUUUAUUUGCAGAAUACCAGUGAAAAAUUAGGCAGAUUUUCAUUCAUCUAAUAUCAUUCAAUUAUAUUCAGUAUAAAAAGUUUAACAAACUGAUUUUACAGAUGUUAUCAGAUAGAUAUAUGAUAGGUAUAUGAGGUGAUGUCAGAUACAGGAGAAUAUUUUAAAAAGAGUCAGAAGAAAUUCAGCACUGCAAGGACAGAGUCUAUUGGAAAUUGUGUAAGUCAUUAAAUAAUGCUAAAGGUGCACAAUUUGAGCAAUGCACCAGACUUGGACUGGCGACAGCAUCAUGCUGAGGGAGCCCGGCUACAGUGCUGUGCUACCAAUUUCAUCAUAUCAGUUUAAAAAUUCAAAACAUAAUGCCAGUGAAGGAGCCACACAUCCUGUUCUUGAGCUCAUCCCAGAUACUGUUUUCAUUUGGACCUCAAUCUCCUAUAUUCAGAAAUCCAGCAUCACAUAUCCAUGUCAGAAAUGCCACCUAAAUUCUAAAACAAUCUUCUGUUUCUAAAAAGUUCCUUAUUUGGUUAUCUUUGAUUGGAAAGGGGGAUUCAGAACGUUUCGUUGAUAACACCAUUCCUUCCACACUUAGACUUGAUUUGUUAUAUUGGCACAGGAGAAUAGAGCUUGAUUUAACCAAGACCAUUGAUGUUUAAUGCAGCAAUAUAACAACGAAAAAAGUAAGUGGUGGUCGUGCCAAUUUAAACCACAUAUUAUUUUUAAGUUAGCAUUUACAUGCGUUAUUUAUUGGGAAUUAAACUAAAAGGGUUUGAAAUUCCCAUUAUUUAAUGUUCACUAGUCAAUACACACAGAUGGCAAUGAAAUGCAUACUGUACCAGAGAAAGAUUCAUAUCAUGUUAGAUAACUUUCAUCUCCAAUGUUCUCAUUCACUUAUCAUACUUUGAUUCUGUGUUAUUCUACAAAUUUGGAAUAAGAAAAAAAUGACCAGUGUUAUUUGUUACUGUACAAGAUUGUGUUGCAAUCUUCCUUGAAACAUUUUAGGUUCAAAGCUCUUAUACAUUCUGAACAGAAAAUGAUACAAUCUGAGAGGGAUGGGGAAAGGAACAUAAGGCAGGGAAGCUUGUUCUGUCAGGUUUUGAACACUUGUUCCCUGGGAGUGGAAAUUCCUCAGGAAGUUGGGGGUUGGAGACCUGCACCACUCCCUCUCCCAGUGCAUGCCCAAACUAAAUUCUGGCAGCAGUGGAGUCUAGCAGCUUUUAAAAUGUCAGUUUCCCAACUUGGAAAACAAUACAUUUAAAUCUUGGACCUUUCAGCCCUCUUUUUAUUUUCGUCUGGCUUUGCUAUGCUGUAGCUAGGUGCUACAGUGAAAUUUGUCCCCCCUCUUGUGCUGGGACAAGUGUUCUAGUGUGCCAAAAUGAUGCAAAGUAUCUAAGUUGACUGACUCCAUAAUUUCUGAAGAGGGUCAGCACCUGACCCAUUGAUGGGCAGUAGCCCUGCACACAGCUGUACACUUGACAAUGCAGAGAUCCACCAGAAUAUUUGUGCCCACUGCCAACUUACACAAUGGUUACAUUUGUACUAGGUUUAUGAUUCAUCCUCACAUCAUGAUGGUGAUGUAAUUUUAAUGAUUCCUGAUAUGAUUUAACAUAUUCUUAAGCGUAGCCUGAGUUUACAUCAUUACACUGCUGCUUUCAAUUCUUUCAUCCUUUACAUCAAUGUGGUUGAUUUGAAUAUUUUCAAUUUAUUACACCUUCUAGGAAAACUUAAUCACAACUCUAUUUCUUAAUUGUUGGGUUCAUUUUCAACCUUUUACAAUAUCAUGAAAAUAAUUUGCAACAUCCUUCUUCCUUUUGCUAAAUGACAGCAGUUAUCAAAAGCAGGCUGGCUUCCCUUGCAACCUGUAGCUCAAUGUUUGGUCCUUCGGGUGCAUGCAUGUAUCCAGCUAAAAGGAGAGAUUAUCUGCACAUUACGAAGGUUACUUCAUUCGUGCUGACCAACUGAAAACAAUACAUGGAGCUCAGUCCUUGUUGGGACAGGACUUCUGCUGAUGGUCACUACCAAGUUCAAUUAAAAGGAAGGUGCAAAUAUCAAAUGUGUAAGGUGUAACUCUUUUGUGGCUAAAACAUUUGAGAAACGUAGAUUACUCUUCCCAGUGGCUAUAUCCAUUUGCAUACUUAAACAAAAACACCAUUACUGUGUCAUACAGUGAAGGAAGAAAGGCAGGGAUACCAAAUACAGGUGAUAGGAUAGUCUUCUUCCACCGCAUGUUUGAAAUUAUAUUAGCAUUCAAAAAUGAGGCACUGUUUGAAUCAUCGUCUGUUCCUAAAGCACUCACUUAUUUUAGUGAAAGCUCUGCACCUUCUAUUUUUUGUGCUAUAGCAAUAGAACCUCGUAUGGCAACAAAACAUAACUCAGUUCUCAAUUCAGUGACUAUUUCCAAUUCAGUACCAGCCUUGAAAAUAUUUGUGCACAUUUGUGAUACUGUACCUGAAAAAACAGGUCUGACUUUGUUUCUAGUAGUUUAUUUAGCAAGAGGUGUAUGUGCCACUUUCUUGUUUCUACAAAUCAACAUUUCUGAUACUCUGCUGAGCUGUAAGUACAACACAACAUUUUGUGCAUAUGGUUUCAAAAUAAAAUUAAUUAGAAAA